Abrus precatorius (Indian licorice) is the source of this 1470-nucleotide messenger RNA. RefSeq names its product probable low-specificity L-threonine aldolase 1. NCBI's taxonomy places the organism in Eukaryota, Viridiplantae, Streptophyta, Magnoliopsida, Fabales, Fabaceae. Gene Ontology annotation, molecular function: L-allo-threonine aldolase activity. The transcript is spliced from 10 exons. The record is from RefSeq and is a predicted model, not a curated record. Bases 181 to 1296 code for a protein of 371 amino acids. Gene Ontology annotation, biological process: glycine biosynthetic process; L-threonine catabolic process. Gene Ontology annotation, cellular component: cytosol.
AUGAAACAUCGCUGCAAUUCAAAUUUCAGACCAAAGUUGUUGAAAUAAGCGAGCACUACAGAUACAGCUUCCCCAAUAGUACUUAACUUGGGUUACUUGAGAUUUUGUUGGAGUAUCUAGCAUAGGGAACUUGGGUUUUUCCAUUCUUCUGCUACCAAAUGCAAAUGGUGAGAAUGGCACAUGUCAUUUACUUUUUGGCUUGUUUUGGUGGCAGAGGAAAUGGUAACUAGGAUAGUGGAUCUUCGGUCAGAUACAGUGACAAAGCCAACUGAAGCAAUGCGAGCUGCUAUGGCAAGUGCUGAUGUUGAUGAUGAUGUUCUUGGCCAUGAUCCUACCUGUUUUCGCUUAGAAGCUGAAAUGGCAAAGAUAUUGGGCAAGGAAGCUGCUCUCUUUGUUCCAUCAGGCACUAUGGCCAACCUUAUAUCUGUGCUUGUUCAUUGUGAUAUAAGGGGAAGUGAGGUUAUUCUUGGAAACAAUUCCCAUAUACAUAUUUAUGAGAAUGGAGGGAUUGCAACUAUUGGAGGGGUACACCCAAGAACAGUUAAAAACAAUGAGGACGGAACCAUGGACAUUGAUUUGAUUGAGGCUGCCAUCAGAGAUCCAAAGGGGGAGUUAGUGUAUCCAACCACAAGGCUUAUUUGCUUGGAAAAUACUCAUGGAAACUCCGGUGGUAGAUGCCUUUCAGUUAAAUAUACAGAUAAAGUUGGAGAGGUUGCUAAAAAGCACGGACUAAAGCUUCACAUUGAUGGAGCCCGUAUAUUUAAUGCAUCAGUUGCAUUGGGUGUUCCCGUGGAUAGGCUUGUUCAAGCAGCUGAUUCAGUAUCGGUAUGUCUAUCAAAAGGCCUGGGUGCUCCAGUUGGAUCUGUUAUUGUUGGUUCGAGUAGCUUUAUCGCCAAGGCUAAACGGCUCCGAAAAACCUUAGGUGGUGGAAUGAGACAGGUUGGCAUCCUUUGUGCUGCUGCACUUGUUGCUUUACAAGAAAACGUUGAAAAGCUUGGAAGUGAUCACAAGAAGGCUAGGUUUUUGGCUGAUGGGUUGAAUGAAAUUAAAGGACUGAGAGUGGAUACCUCUUCUGUGGAAACCAAUAUUAUAUAUGUUCAAAUUGAAGAGAGCUCACGAACUACAGCUGCAAAGCUGUGCAAGGACUUGGAAGAUUAUGGUAUCCUUCUGAUGGCAUUGAGCUCAUCAAGUUUGAGAAUUGUCUUCCACCACCAAAUAUCAACGAGUGAUGUGCAGUACGUCCUAUCGUGCUUUCAGCAAGCUGUCAAUGGAGUACGAAAUGAAAAUGGGAACUAGUGGAAGAAUUUGAAUUUGUUUGGCUUCUUACUUCCACGUAACUAUCAAAAGAUCAAAUUCUAUUCGAUCAUGUGAAUAAAUAUGGACCUUUUGUUUGUACCCUAAACAUCAUAUGGACCUUUGUAAGAAGCUUUGAACAUGACAUGUUUAUGAUAUCAGUGUGGAAUCAUAAUU